UUUGACACAAACUUUAGGGAUAAAUAUUUUGGAGAGUUGGUAACACUGGUUUUUGCUUUGAGUCGAGAUCCUGAAUAAUCUACUGGCCUCCUUGCUACCAGUGACUGUUUCUGUGAGAAACUCAACGUAUUAUCAUGUCUCAAGUGAGAAAGUGUUGUGUUGUUGCUUGCAAUGCUACCAGCGAGACUCAUCGUCUUUUUUACUUGCCAAAGAACGAUAAAUUACGAGAAUUGUGGUUGACUUUCUUGAUUCCUGUGAAUGUAAAGCUCAGUGGUUUGUCGAAGGCACAAUUAGUGACUAAACAAGUAUGCCAAAAGCACUUCGACAGACAUCAGUUUGACAAUCAGGGCAACCGGCUUGCGCAUGGUUAUCCAUGCUUGUUUACUGAAGAUGAAAUACUUCACGGAGUUCCUUUGAGCACAUUAGCUGAACAUGACUUGAGGGAUCAUAAUUAUGCUUUACAACCAACCAACUUGGAAGAUACAACCGUUUUCACUGAAAGUACCAUUGUUAUUGCUAAAGACUCCAUGAAAGAUCAUGACUAUGCUUUGAGUUAUCAAAUCGAAGGGUCUGUCGACCUUGCAGAAGGGACAUCAACUAAUGUGAAAACUGACGGUAAAUGUAAUCCUACUGUAUCAGAAAUGCAAACACAUGAAACAUUGGAAAUUCUUGACAACCAGCCUGUAUCAAUAUUAGGAACUGUAUCAACAGAUUUGAAACACAGUGGGCAGCAAAUUAAAAGUAAAGGAACACCAAGGAAAUAUCUUGUUAAAGGAAGAGGUACAGUAUUAUUUAUAUAGCACACAUUUUUACUGUAUUAUUUUAAACACAGAGAUAAAACUAUUGACACAGGAGUAGGUGUAAGGAAAGAACCUCUUGAAGACCCACUAAUAAUAAUGGAAUUUGCAUUGUAGUUUAUUUUUUAUAUGUUUUUGUGUGCAAUAAAGCAUUAUAAAUAAAUAAAACAAACCCAUAGAAACAGAUAAAGCUAGUGAUCUCUAACAACAAUAUACCAGGGGAAACAGGAGACAGAAGCACUUCAUAGAAAGUGUUUUUUAAAGUUAGAAGGGUCAGAGGUUCCUCACGUAGGUGUAGUCAUGGGCGUCUGCUUGUUUCUAUUGCAUAUAUUAACUAAAUAAUCAACCCACAUUAAGCGCAAAAAAAUGGCAGGAGUUAUUGGAAAUCUCACAAUGUUUGAACCAAAUGCUCAAAACUGGGAGUUGUUUGGGAGCAAAUUGAAACAGUUUUUAGCACUUAAUAAAAUAGAAACGAGUGAAGAAAAAAGGGCCGUGUUAAUAACCCACCUAUCGGAUGACGCGUAUAGAUUGCUGAUCAACUUGGUGCAUCCGGGUAACGUAGAAGAAACCGAAUACGAUGUGUUAAUUAAAACUUUUAAUAAGCAUUUCUUGCCGCGACGAUCUACGUUUGCCGAUAAAGAUAGGUUUUAUAGUGCCGCGCAAAUGGCGGGAGAAGCACUAGAAGACUUUGCAGCCCGAUUGAGGGGACUAUCAGUGUACUGCAACUUCGGGGAGGCGUUGGAUGUGCUGCUUCGUGACCGUUUUGUACUCGGGUUGGCGUUGGGACCGGAACGGGAUCGCCUUUUCGAAAAAGACGCGAGUAAUUUGACGUUUGCGAAUGCAUUGGAGUUGGCACAAAAGGUGUCGUGUGCACGCAAGUCCAAGGCGGCGACUGCAACGGGGACGAGCCAAGAAGGAGCAGAAGUUGGUAUAAAAGAGGAGCCUUUGUACCACGGGAACAUCAGCAAGUGGCGUAACCGCGCUCCACGAACCAGACGAGACGUAGCUGUCACCGAGCCGGAGGAUGACGCGCGUCCUAAAUGCGAAUCGUGUGGGCUACGUAAUCACCUUUCAGAAAAGUGUUUUUUUCGUUUUCACAAGUGUAAACGGUGUUUGGAAAUAGGCCACAUUUCUAAGGCCUGUGCUGUUAAAAAAGGUCAAAAGGUUAAUAAUAUGCAUAUAGAAUCAAUGCCGGAAGAAAAUGUAUCGGACGGCUGUAACGGGUCGUGCGAAGAAUGUCAGGUAUUCAGUUUAAGGUGCGUAAACAAUAAUCCUAUAUUAAUACCGGUGUUAAUUAAUAAUAAUGUACGCUUAGAUAUGGAACUAGACACCGGUUCGAGCACUAGUGUUAUUUCGGAUGAAUUGUAUUAUAAAUAUUUUUCUUAUUUAACCUUAAGCAAAUGUUUGAUUAAGAUUUGUUUUUAUAACGAACACAAAAUCACUCCUAUGGGCUGUGUGGACGUUCAAGUAACUUACUCAAAUUGCACAAAAAAAUUAACAUUCUAUUUAUUUAUUUAUUUAAUACACUUUAUUUGUACACCACAAAAAUAAAAGAAAACA
Messenger RNA from Bicyclus anynana (squinting bush brown), 2357 nucleotides. RefSeq lists its product as uncharacterized. The record is from RefSeq and is a predicted model, not a curated record. Lineage: Eukaryota; Metazoa; Arthropoda; Insecta; Lepidoptera; Nymphalidae. Gene Ontology annotation, molecular function: nucleic acid binding; zinc ion binding. The coding region runs from base 135 to 800 and encodes 221 amino acids. The transcript has 5 exons.